Messenger RNA from Penaeus monodon (black tiger shrimp), 1264 nucleotides. RefSeq names its product vegetative cell wall protein gp1-like. The record is from RefSeq and is a predicted model, not a curated record. NCBI's taxonomy places the organism in Eukaryota, Metazoa, Arthropoda, Malacostraca, Decapoda, Penaeidae. The transcript is spliced from 6 exons. The annotation marks the transcript as partial.
AUGCCCAAACGCUAUUUUUAUGACUUAACUCGCUCGACGCCCGAAAACCCCCCCGUCGCCUUCGGCACCAGGAGGGGGGCCGGGCCGAUGGGCAAACCGGCCGUGAGGCCUCAGGUCUCUGCUCCCCACCUGCCCUCAGAUUCCCCUGCUCCUCUCCUCAAUUUCCCCCGCUCCUGCUCCUGCUCCUCAAUUUCCCCUGCUCCCCUCCCGCUCCACGCCCCUCCUCAAUUGCCCCCGCUCCUCUCCGCUCCACAGCCUGCUCCUCGAUUGCCCCUGCUCCUGCUCCUGCCCCCCACCUCUCCUCAGAUUGCCCCUGCUCCUGCUCCCUCCUCAGAUUGCCCCUGCCCUGCUCCUCAGAUUCUGUCCCUGCCCACAUUUGGGCCUCUGCUCCUGCUAAUUUCACCAAAUUCCUCGUUGGCCCUGCCCAGCUCCUGCCAGAACCCACCUGUUUUCCCCCUUGCUCCCCUUUUCAGUCUCCCCCCUGUUCCUACUGGUGGCCAGGCUCUCUUUUUUCCCCAUCGCUCCUGCACAACCUGCUGGCCUUUCCUCUCCAUUAAAUCCUGCACAGCUUCGCGGGGUUUCUGCUGCUCCAGAAGAAGCGUCACCCCUUCCACCUCCCAGUCUUCCAUAAGGCUUCUGCCCCUGUUAGGGGCAAGGCUGCCCUCUUCUCCUCAGCCCCUGCACAACCCUGCUACCCCUGCACAACCUCUCAUUUUUGCCCCCUGUUCCUAUUUGGGGCCAGGCGCUCUGUCUUCUCCAUCAGCCCCUGCAAAACCCUCUCAGUUGCGCUUUCCCUACUGGGGGCCCCGCUGCUCUUUUUCCCCAUCAGCUCCUGCACAGGCUGCUCAAGCUUCACCUUUCAAAAACCCCUUUGUCUUCCUUUUAAAAAACCCACUGUCUCCCAUAUUAAUGGUUCCCGCGGCUCCUGCUUCAACGGGCUUUCCCCGUACCCAAAAAGAACCAGGCUGCCUUAUCUGCACCACUCCCAGACCUACCUUGCACCAACUAGAAAUCAGGCUGGGUCUUCCUUUCCCCAAACUUCGCUUCUCCCGUCAAAUCAGGCUGCAUCCCACUCCUCAGCCAUCUUCUGCCCCCGCUAGAAGUCAGCCUACCCCUUUUAUCUCCAGUUCAGGGGCCGCCAGCCUUCCAUCGUGCCAACCAGGGGACAAUCUUCCCCCAACACAGGGCCCCAAAAAGCCUCACCCCUUCCGCUGCAAAAAAUGUCAUCUUUGCCUUCCCGGGGUUCCUUCAACAUCAACGGGGG